Eucalyptus grandis is the source of this 2101-nucleotide messenger RNA. Its product is annotated as transcription factor PIF1. Bases 1 to 1512 code for a protein of 503 amino acids. The transcript has 9 exons. NCBI's taxonomy places the organism in Eukaryota, Viridiplantae, Streptophyta, Magnoliopsida, Myrtales, Myrtaceae. Gene Ontology annotation, cellular component: nucleus. The record is from RefSeq and is a predicted model, not a curated record. Gene Ontology annotation, molecular function: protein dimerization activity.
AUGGUACAGAAUCGGAUGGUUUCAGCCGUACCUAGUCACACCAAAUCUGGAUACUGCGUGCGUAAAAACGAGUUGGAGAGUUGCUAUUUAUGGCUCGCGAGCUUCGUCACUCCUCACUUCAACUUCACCAGUAUCUACGCAGCACGGUACAGACGACCAUUUCCAUCCCUCUCGCACGUACCCACGGAGACGGCUUCGGUUCUUGCCCUGCGAGCUGCAGAUAAACACGGAGAGGCGAUGAGUGGGCUCGUCCCUGUUGACGACGGCGACGAAUUCCCAGUUCCAUUCUCGACGAGGGUCGAAGAUGAGAUCAUGGAGCUGCUCUGGGAAGACGGACGGCUCGUCGUUCAGAGCCAGAGACCGGCCAUGGCGCGAGCAGCCGCGAUCGCGGCGGGCGGCGGCGGCGGCGGCGGCGGGCGGCGGUCCGCCAGGGGGGAACGACGGCGACGCCAUCGCCUCUUCGUCCAGGAAGACGAGGUGGACUCGUGGCUGCAGUACCCCUUCGACGUCUUCAACGGCGGCGGUUUCUGCUCCCACCUCCCGCGCUCGCCCGCGCCUUGCGUCACUUCGAGCUCCGACGCGGGUUGCGACUUCGGAACCUCCGAUUCGGGCGAGGUUACGAGCGAGAACGCCGCGUCGGCGGGCUCCGCGCUUGUUCCGAAGGCAGCGAUAGGGGAAUUGAGUCCGUCGGUGUCGAACGAGUCGACUGCCGCGGAGCCGAAAGGGACUACACCUCAGGCGAGUUCGGGAGGCGUGAGAGGCCACGUUAGGCGGGAGAGAGCUAGCGGCGCGGCGGUGGAUGCUCCCCCAGGCGGCGGCGGCGGCGUCGGUGGUGAGGAGGGGGUGGCUCGUGAUGAGACGAUGGUGACGUCACCGCCAGUCGGGUCCGCCACCACCGGCAUGGGGCGGCUAGCUCCGGCGGGGGCGGCACCACAGGUGGGUAUGCAGAGGGAGAAGAGGAAGCGCGAAGGGAGAGACGCGGGGGACGGCGAGUGGCUCAGUGACGAGAAGGACGUCCGUUUUGAGUCUGCUGAUGCAAAGGAGCGAGGUGCUAAAUCAACCCCUGCAAAGAGAUCUCGUUGCGCAAAUGUCCACAAUCUGUCGGGGAGGAGACGCGGAGACAGAAUAAGUAGAAAGAUGAAGGCAUUGCAAGAACUCAUUCCUCAGUGCACCAAGGCUGAUAAAGCAUCGUUGCUGGAUGAAGCAAUCGAGUACUUGAAGUCGCUUCAAUUGCAAGUGCAGAUGAUGUCCAUGGGGUGCAGUAUGGUCCCUGUGGUAUUUCCUGUUGUGCAAGCCUACAUGCCAUGCAUGAAUGCAACAAAUGUGGGCAUGAAUCCCCCCACGAUGCUAUAUCCUAACAUCUUGGCUAGUUCGCUGAUGCAACUGUCAGCUAAUGGUGUUCACUUGAGCCCUGGAUGGCCCUUUUCAAACUUUAGCAUGCAGCAAGAAACUCCAGAUCAAUUUAGAACGCCACCACCUAAUCACUUGGAUCCAACAUUAGCUCAAAGAUGAUUCAAAAUCUGAGCCAGCGAUUUCCAGCAAAUGCCGGUUCCUUUCAGCAGCAGCAGGGCCUUUAUUAUAUGCAACAACCACCACAAUAGGUUGGCAUUAACAUUCCCUUAUUAAUGGGAACCGGACCAAGUUAUGAUCCAGCCUGGUGGUGCCAAGCCCAAGAAGGAGCAGAGGAGGUCAGUAUCAGGUUUCAGCUCCAUUGAGCUCUGCUGUCCAUGGCUUCUUAUCUCAUGCUGACAAUGAAGACCGGUCUAGAGGAGAUUAAUGGCUAACUCAGCUGGCAACAGAAGAUUAUUGUGUACGAUCAAUGAAAUUCAGUUCAUUGUUCACUUGUAAGAUCAAUGAAAUAUAAAGUCGGUGCUCUCUCUCUCUCUCUCUCUCUCUCUCUCAUAUGUGAUAUAUUAUACACAUGGGAUAAGCAAAGGUUUAAACGAGGGUCAUGAACACUUGGCUCAGGUUCUCCUAAACCCUACCGACCGCGACAUUGUCGACUCGAUCAAUAAUAAAUAUCAUGCUCUUUCUGUUAUAGGUCUCCAGUUGGAGGCUGGUUAGAGGCCAAGUGAAACGCAAAAGAUCGUUUCACUUUCCA